CCGCGGUUUGUCUGAAGUUCACACGUGGUCGCUGAGGUGAGGUCCGAACCAGGUCCUGUGGCCGAAAGGCUGCUGGAAGCCGAGCUAAGGUUAACUAUCUAACGGUGGUGGUGUGACCUAGGGGUAGAGUGGUCGUCCUCCAAUAAGAAGGUUUUCAGCUUGAAUUGAGCGAGAUGGCUGACGGUUGGGACAACCCCGGGACGUCCUUGCCUGCCUCCAGCUCCCCAGUGUCGUCUCCCAGCUGCAAAUCCACCCAAACAUGGCCGCCAGUUGAAUCUCCCCUGCGCCCUCUCUGGUUGAGAGACCCAAUGGAGCAGGAGGAUGCUUCUGGGCACCAUCGAGUUGAAGUGCAGACGAGGGAGCGUCCUUCCUCUUGUGUCUCUGAGGAACCCUUUUGCCCCAGCCAGGGUGCGGUCCCUGUGGCCCCUCUGGCCGGUGCCAUCAUGGCCUCCUCCUGGCCGCAGGUCGACGUGGUGAAACAAGGCUACCUGGGGAAGCUGGAGCGAAACCGCAGGCGAUAUUUUGUCCUGAGAGCUGGAAGCGACACAGGGCCGAGUCGACUCGAGUGGUACAAGAGCCGGGAGAAGUUCACAGCCGGGAGGAAGUCUGCCGGCAAAGCUGCCCUGUUCGGAUUGAGCAAGCAAGGGGUGAUUUACCUGAGGUGCUGUCUCGGCGUGAGUCGCAUCGGCAGUUCCAAGAAAGGACACAUGGUGGCGCUGUAUGCAAAGGAUCAGACCAUGGUGCUAGUUGUGGAGGACCAGCAGGAACAAGAAGAAUGGUAUGUUGCCAUUAAGAAGCUGAUUGAGGGAGAACAGAAGGACGAAGAGCACGGAGGGGGGAUCGAUGAAGACGAUGAUGGGUACUUCAGUCUGCCCCCUGCUGCCUUUUUCAAAGAGGUCUGGCCCGUCUCAGUGAAGCCCAGAGGUCUGGGUCGUUCAUUGUCCCUCGGUGGGGAGAUGCGGCUCUGCCUCACAGCGACUUCGCUCAUCCUGGUCAAACUGGGCGCAAACAGCCAUUUGCCGACGGUGACAAUACCUCUGCUGAGCGUUCGGCGCUUCGGCCACCUGGACGGCUCGUUCUACUUGGAGCUCGGCAGGUCGGCACCUGGCGGCCCGGGAGAAAUCUGGAUGGAGGCAGGAGACCAAGGGAACCCAGGAACUGCCCAGCACAUUCACGAGUUGGUUCGGGAGACAGUCCACGCUCUGCGAGCUCUCCCAGACUUCAGCCAGUCGCCGACAUCCAACCAGCAUCAAGCACUUCUGCUCUCAAAUCGCAGCAGAUAUAAAUACAGAGACAAGGCGAUGAACAUGAGGCCUCUGACGCUAGCUCUCAGAAACACUGACAUGCACACGAGUCCCACGCGGUCUUACAUCGAGCCCGGCAAACCAAACGCCACCAAGCCUGAGUCCACUCUGAGCCUGGCCUCACUUCUCAGCCCUGUCGGGUCCCAGCGGAGCUCCGUGCCUGAGACCGGCAGCUACAUGGAGAUGAAGACCCGCAGGUUGGAGAGCUGGGAGCUUGAAGAAGAGGAGGAGGAGAAAGACAAAGGGCCGGACUACAUGAUGAUGUCUCCACAGGUCAGCCGCAGCUCAUAUGUGUUUGACCAGGAUGAUUAUGUGUCAUUGGAAAGUCCACAUAAAGACAACAGGCCUCCAGACUCGUCCCCGUCCUCUGGACUCUGCACAUCUUUCUCCAGCUCCACCUCUGACGACUACUCUCCCAUGCGUCCAUCACGUCCUCAGACCAAUGAGCUCACUCAGAAAACAGACGCCGGCCAAUCACAGAUGAGCAUCAGCUUCUCCACUCGACCGGCGGGUGAGCAGCAGAGAGCACCUCAGCGCAGACGCCACCCGGCACAGACCGGGGCCACCUCCUCUUCCUCUCUUCUGCGGAGCGUUGACCGGCCUCACUCGAUGAAGAGUCCAGUGCAGGCCAGUCCAAACUCUGACCUGGGCCAGUCCAGUCCAUUCCAAGCUGCUCCAGACCAGUCUGCUUUCAGAAGAUACCGGCUGUCGUCCUGUCUGAUGUCUUGCUUGCAGUCCGAGGACAGAUCCUGAGUUGUCAUUCAAUAUUUUGCCCAUGUUGCUGUUGCUCUUCCUUUGGGAUCAUGUGUCUUAACACUGAAGAAAAAAAAAAAGAGUUGUUUCUGUAAAUCACUGAAGUUUCCUAGGUGUCUGUGAACGCACCGUGUUUGUGAUUUUGUAUUCGUUGAUUGGAUUUGAAGAAUCGGUUAAAUACAACCGGAAUGUUGGGCCUGAACCUCACAGCACUGGAGGAUGUUACACUGUUAUUGGAUGUUAAUGGAAAAAAAGAAUAAAUUCAUGAGAAUAUUCUGUCUUUUUGAGCCUUUUAUACUUGAUAGCUCAGUGGAAGACUGGAUGUUCUACUGUAAGAUGAAGUCCCAGUCAGGAUACUUCUAGUGGGUUUUCGCUCUCUGUUGAAUAAAUGAGAGGUCAGAAGCUUAAAUAUUCUUAUGCAUAAUAACAAGAAAUUGUGCUUUUACUGUGAUAUUAAAU
This is a messenger RNA of Platichthys flesus (European flounder), 2516 nucleotides long. RefSeq names its product insulin receptor substrate 1-like. The coding region runs from base 174 to 2057 and encodes 627 amino acids. NCBI's taxonomy places the organism in Eukaryota, Metazoa, Chordata, Actinopteri, Pleuronectiformes, Pleuronectidae. The record is from RefSeq and is a predicted model, not a curated record. The transcript has 6 exons. Gene Ontology annotation, molecular function: insulin receptor binding; phosphatidylinositol 3-kinase binding. Gene Ontology annotation, cellular component: plasma membrane; cytosol. Gene Ontology annotation, biological process: insulin receptor signaling pathway.